Molecule: messenger RNA, 243 nt
Organism: Laccaria bicolor S238N-H82
Lineage: Eukaryota; Fungi; Basidiomycota; Agaricomycetes; Agaricales; Hydnangiaceae
Exons: 2
Coding region: 1-243 (80 amino acids)
Source: RefSeq, a predicted model, not a curated record
AUGAUAACCAGGCCUGAGGAAGUGGAUAUCAUGUAUCGCUCCCCUGUGCCUGGCUCACUUGCUUCUUUUGGCUCGCAGCAGAAACAGUUCAUAGUGCCCAAGAGGGAUCAGGGGAGGGGCAGCCAUAGGCAUACAGCAAGUAUUGCAAGUCUUAUUAGAGGAGAUGAGAGGGGUCCAGAGGAUGGUUGGAGUCCUGUGUCUGGCGUGUUCGUCAUUCCUCAUGGAUGGGAUAGUAGGGUUUAG